Molecule: messenger RNA, 3165 nt
Organism: Dioscorea cayenensis subsp. rotundata (Guinea yam)
Lineage: Eukaryota; Viridiplantae; Streptophyta; Magnoliopsida; Dioscoreales; Dioscoreaceae
Product: lysine-specific demethylase JMJ706-like
Exons: 11
Coding region: 331-2760 (809 amino acids)
Biological process (GO): chromatin remodeling
Cellular component (GO): nucleus
Molecular function (GO): histone demethylase activity
Source: RefSeq, a predicted model, not a curated record
CCUCCUUCCCGUUCUCCGUUCCCCGUUUCCUCACCCUUCGCCCCCUCUUGGUCGGAAUCCCUCGCUUGGUCGCCGGAAAACCUCGCUCCGGCACGGUGGCCUUGACUUCCUUCCUUUCAUUUGGUGGCUGUCACGGUUUCUUGAGGAGAAGGGCUUGGGAUUGCUUGUUUUUGGCUUGAUUCUUGCCGUCUGAGAGAGGAUUUGGAUCUUGGCUCGGUUCUUGGGUUUUUGGGUAAUGUGAUAGUGGUUCUCUGGGAAGGCGACGGGGAUCGUGUGGAUUUUGUUGUUUGGCGGACGGUGGAGGGGUCACGGAUCUGGGAUCGGUAUGAGAUGGUGAAAGGGAGGGUAUGUUUGUCUGAAGAGAUAAGAAAUGGGUUAGAAAUUCUGAAACGUAAAAGAUCCCAACAGAUCAAGUUAGGAAUUUCACCUGAAGCGACAGAGUUUACUAACAUGAUGUCUAGAAGUGGAGGUGAUUCUUUGAAAGCAGCUGCAUCAUGUGGAAUGAGAAUGUGGGAAGGUGCAGAUGCAUUUUCAAGAAGGAAUGGACUAGUAAAGGAUUCGCCUCUAAAGCAUAAGGUGGAAAAAUUUGACACAUCUAAUUUAGAAUGGAUUGACAAAAUUCCAGAGUGCCCUGUAUUCAGCCCAACAAAAGAUGAGUUUGAGGAUCCAUUAACAUAUCUUCAGCGUAUUGCUCCUGUAGCUUCAAAAUAUGGCAUAUGCAAGGUUGUAUCCCCCAUAAGUGCUUCAGUACCUGCUGGUGUUGUUCUAAUGAAGGAGAAACUUGGCUUCAAGUUUACUACCAGAGUGCAACCUCUCCGUCUUGCUGAAUGGGUAGAAGAUGACAGGGCAACGUUUUUCAUGAGUGGAAGAAAGUAUACCUUUCGUGAUUUUGAGAAGAUGGCAAACAAGGUGUUUUCUCGAAGAUUUUCUAGUGCGGGAUGUCUCCCGGCUAGGUAUCUUGAAGAACAGUUCUGGCAUGAAAUUGGUUGUGGCAAGACGGAGUUUGUUGAAUAUGCUUGCGACAUUGAGGGCAGUGCCUUCUCGUCAUCUCCUAGUGAUCAACUUGGAAAAAGUAAAUGGAACUUAAAGAGACUCUCACGUCUUCCCAAGUCAAUAUUGCGACAUCUAGGGGCAGCAAUUCCGGGAGUAACAGAUCCCAUGCUGUACAUAGGAAUGCUAUUUAGUAUGUUUGCAUGGCAUGUGGAGGACCACUACUUAUACAGCAUAAACUAUCAUCACUGUGGUGCAUUUAAAACUUGGUAUGGUAUUCCGGGCCAUGCAGCUCCUGACUUUGAAAGAGUUGUUCGGGAUCAUGUCUAUGACUGUGGCAUUUUGGCCUCUGAAGGAGUUGAUGCGGCUUUUGACGUACUCUUGGGGAAGACAACAAUGUUUCCUCCAAACAUAUUGUUAGAGCACAAUGUUCCUGUGUAUAAGGCUGUACAAAAACCUGGAGAGUAUAUUAUCACCUUUCCUCGAGCAUAUCAUUCAGGAUUCAGUCAUGGUUUCAAUUGUGGUGAGGCUGUGAAUUUUGCAAUUGGGGACUGGUUUCCACUGGGUGCUGUUGCUAGCCAACGCUAUGCACUUCUUAAGAGAACCCCACUGCUUCCUCAUGAGGAGCUUCUUUGUAAGGACGCGUAUCUUCUCUAUAAGCGAUUGUUGAGUCCUAAUUCUGAAGUUUCUCCACCCUCGAGUGAAGACCUGUCCACCCAACAUAGUAUCAAGGUUUCCUUUGUGCGCUUAAUGCGAUUCCAGCACCGUGCUCGCUGGCUGCUUAUGAAAUCCGGAGCUUCUGUGUGCUCUUUUCCAAAUAAAGUGUUGACUAUUCUCUGCAGCCUCUGUCAGCGCGACUGUUAUGUAUCAUAUGUUAAGUGCCAGUGUGUUUCAAAUCCCAUUUGCCUUCGUCAUGAAUCAGAGCUUAGGCGCUGCCUUUGUGGCUGCAAACAAGUGAUCUUUGUAAGGGAGGAUAUUUUAGAGUUGGAGGCUGCAUCAAAGAAAUUUGAACAUAAAAGGCAAAUUGUAGAGGAGGGUCAAAAGCAUUCGCCUCUUGAAGAUGACCCAGAUCUAGCAAAACUGUUUUUGUCUACAGUUGAUGAUGGAUAUCGGCCAUAUUGUGAGAUAAAAUGUGAUACAAAAGGACCUACAUGCUCCCCUGUACCAUCUUCAUCAUUUUCUCUGGGGCAAGUUGGGACCGUUUUGCAUGAUAAUGAAAAUGUCAAAUCUAAUGAAACUCAGUUCUGCCAAAACAAGUAUUCUGAAGGCGAAUUAGUUGCUCCACGUGGGCCUGCAGAAACAACUGCAUUCGUCAAAUGCAAAUCAGGCCACCAGGCUCACUCUAAUGGCACUGUUGAUGAUGCUGAUGAUGAUUCUGACACAGAAAUAUUCAGGGUGAAGCGCAGGUCUGUUAUUAAUGUAGAGAAGAGAACUGGGGAUGUCAUGCCUGUGAAGCCAUGUGAAUCACAGGGGUUCAAACGAUUGAAGAAGCUCCACCAGGAAGGUGGUGGUGUUCAUCCCUCAUCACCAGCGCGCGUUCCUGAUCUCAAUAGGAACUUUUUCAGUGAAGGAGGGAUUGCCUCAACAUCAUUCAAAGUCAGGAAACAACCACAUGAUUCUAAGCUCGAAAAAGAUGAGCUUCGGGAAGCAAAAUCAAAGGAGCACAUUAGGGACAAUUUGCAGUUUUCUACAGCAGAAAACAUCAAUGAAGCACCAUCGAUUGAACUCGGCCCAAAGAGAUUGAAAGUUAGAGGCCCCUCCUUUUUCUAACUUCUUAUAUUAAUGGUUGAGCAGAGAACAAAUUAGAGUCUCAUACAAUAGCUAACAGGAAUUCUUCUCAACACUGGAGCAUCCCUCUAACUACUUGAUUAAAAACACAAGGCCUGACUCCGUGUAAUGACCGAUUAACAGGGUAAGUUUUUUAGAACAGGUGAUUCAAGUAAUUCAUUCUUUGUGCAGGCCUCAAAUUGAGAGGCCGGCACGACUGAAUUCUUCUCGGUUUCAGCCGUGAUUUCUCCUUCUUUUUUUCCCCUUUUUUUAGAGAAAAAAAGCAAUGUAAUUUUUCUCUUCCACAUUUGUACAUUUGUUGUCUGCUGUUUCAUCAAUUUCUUGUAUGUCUGUUACAUUCAGUUAUACAAAUUCUUUUUACACACUGACACAUAAUCUUGAAGUGAA